Alosa sapidissima (American shad) is the source of this 1536-nucleotide messenger RNA. RefSeq lists its product as uncharacterized. NCBI's taxonomy places the organism in Eukaryota, Metazoa, Chordata, Actinopteri, Clupeiformes, Clupeidae. Bases 546 to 1289 code for a protein of 247 amino acids. The record is from RefSeq and is a predicted model, not a curated record. The transcript has 4 exons.
UCUCCACUCUAAUUGACCUUUCGCCAGCGUUUGAUUGACAGACAAUCUGACCAAUCAGAAUGCUCCUAAUACCGAGUUCAUGGAUGUCCACCAUUUUGUUCGACAUCGAUCACGGCAACAACACAGCUGUUAAUUCGGCUGAUUAGGGUUUCCCUUCGGCAUUAGUUUUUAAUAAAAUAAAACCAUAAAAUGGUCAAACGGUGUUGUUAUGGCACCUGCAACACUGACAGCAGAUAUAAGGACCGAGUUGAAAACGUCGUUUUUGUCCCUUUCCCGAAGCCAGCUAAGGAUAUUGGAAAUAAUAUUUACGUUGGAUAAAGUUAUGCGGACGACCACAUCAACAGCUGAACGUCAACAAACUAAGAAACCAUGGCACAGCUAAACAUUUCUACGUUUGCUCAAAGCACUUUGUUGAAGGCAAACCGACCCAAGACCACCCUGACCCUCUACCAGCAUCACCUUUUGAUCGUCCAUCAUCUGUAAGGCGCCCACCAAAGCUGCGAAAAGAGCCACAGCCGCCCAGGAAGAGUGCCACUGCUGAAACCAUGAGCGUCAUCAUGGAGCAUCAGGGCCCUACUCCACACACCCUGGACCCUACUCCACACACCCUGGACCCUGCUGCACUCACUCAGGGGCCUACUCCACACACCCUGGACCCUACUCCACACACCCUGGACCCUGCUGCACUCACUCAGGACCUUACUCCACACACCCAGGACGAUGAUGGAUCUGGACUGUUGGACAUGCUGGCGUUGGCUGCUGAAAAUGACACACUAAAGAUGCAGGUGGCCAAAUUGAUAAUUGAAAAUGAGGCACUUCUGCGUGAACGAGCAACACAAACGAACAAGGAAGAAGAACAAAGAGAAGAUUUUGGUGUGUCGUUCCUACAACAUAGCAAGGACAGUUUUGUGUAUUACACUGGAUUUACAGGCGAACAAUUUGAAGUUCUUUAUGACUUCCUAAUCCCUGUCAGGGCUCGUGUGUUACCCUUUACUAUGACCCGAAAUGUAGGUUCUCAGAAUAGGAUGUCAAUGGAAGAUCAGCUUCUUUUGGUUUUGAUCAAAUUAAGACAGAGUUUUGAUUUCAUGCACAUAGGCAACUUAUUUAAAAUUUCACACCAAGACGCAAGUUCUCUUUUUAACAAUUGGAUAAACUAUAUGUUUUUUAGAUGCUCCUCCAUCAACAUGUGGCCACAUCGUGAUACAAUUAUUGAAAUGAUGGCAGAACAUUUUAAAAAAGAAUUCCCAAAUACUUUACUCAUACUUGAUUCAACCGAGAUUAAAAUUUAGCGCCCCAGCUCCAUGACUCGUCAGAGUCAGUGUUACAGUGAUUACAAGUCUUGCAACACACUAAAAGGACUAGUUGGGAUAGAACGAAGGGGUGGAGUCAUCUUUGCUUCGAUGCUUUUUACAGGAGGAAUAUCAGACAAAGAUCUCACUCGUCAAAGUGGGCUUCUACAAACAUUAAAAGAUUUGAUCACAGAGGGGAAGAUUAAUGUAGGGGAUGGUCUCAUGGCUGACAAAGGGUUUAGGAUAG